GGAGAAGUGUGCACCAUGAUCAACAAGAAGUACAGUGAGUUCCUGCCCAGCAUGCAGAGUGCAGAGGACCUGGUGUUGCAGGUGGAGAGGCUGAGCACCAACAUCGACCUGCUCAAGGCUGGGAUCGAGAAUGAGGUCCAGCGAGAUCUGAAUGUUGCUGUUGCUGAGUUUACUGAGUUGAAGCAGCAGCUGGAGCGAGACACUCUGGUGCUCAGUGUCCUGAAGAAGCUGCAGGAGUUUGAUACAGCUAUUAAGGAAUACAACACUGCCCUGCUGGAAAAGAAGUAUGUUGUAGCAGCUCAGCAGCUGGAAAAGGCACGGAGCAGCCUGAAGGUGCUGGAAUCGCGCAAGGGCUUCGAGCUGAAGAUUCUGAAGGCACUGGGCACAGAGCUCACAGUGCAGACACAGAACAUACUCUACCAUCUGGGGGAAGAGUGGCAGAAGCUGAUUGUGUGGAAGCUUCCUCCUUCCAAAGAGAGCAGCAGCCUGGAGGCUGUGCUGCACUCAGAGCUGCACCUGCACACGGUGCUGCCGCCGGAGGAGGAGGCUGCAGGCCCCGCUGUCUCUGCCCUGCUGCAGGCCUUUGCUGUGCUGGGAGAGCUGCACUCCAAGCUCAGAAGCUUUGGCCAGUUGUUGCUGAAGUACAUCCUCAAGCCUCUGAUUUCAUACCCAUCUCUGCAGCCACUCACCGAGGAGCAGCCAGACGUUUUCAUCCUGAAAUUUAAAUCUGAGAAGCCUACCUUGGAUCAGUCCUCUCCUGUGAAGGUUUUUGACAAGAUCAGGCUUGUUUUUGAACUUCUCCACAAAUAUCUUCCAAAUGUGCCUCUGGAGCAGCCCGAGGAGGGCAGGAGGGAUGGCAGAGUCACACUGGCAGAGCUGCUGGGGGAUCUCAUCUGGGCGGAGCUGUCAGACUGCCUCAUUCAGAACUGCCUGGUCAACUCCAUCCCAACCAACAGCAGCAAACUGGAGCAGUAUAUAGAGGUGAUUAAAUCCACAGAGGAGUUUGAAAAGGCCCUGAAGAAGAUGCAGUUCUUGAAGGGAGACAGCACCGACUUGCUGAAAUACGCUCGGAACGUCAACUCCCACUUUGCUAACAAGAAGUGUCAGGAUGUGGUUGUGGCAGCCAGAAACUUGAUGACCUCAGAAAUCCACAACACUGUAAAGAUCACACCUGACUCCUGUGUCACCCUACCAAAGCUCCCUGAUCCCAAGGCAGGAGAUCACUUAACGGUGCAAAAACCUCCCAACCUGCUGCACAGUGGCACAGUGAACCUGGGGAGUGAGGGCAGACUGAGCCAGCACACCUUCUCCCUGCCAACCUGUCGUAUCAGCUCAUCCGUGGAGCAGCUGAUGGAACUGGCUUACCAGACACUGUCAGAGGCCACAGCCAGCAUGGACCAGUGCUGUGUACAGCUCUUCUACUCCGUCAGGAACAUCUUCCAGCUCUUCUAUGAUGUGGUGCCAACAUACCACAAGGAGAGCCUGCAGAAGUUCCCCCAGCUGGCAGCAAUUCACCACAACAACUGCAUGUACAUCGCUCACCACCUGCUCACCCUGGGCCACCAGUUCCACUACCGCAUGACCCACAUCGUGUGCAACGGCACAGCCACCUUCGUGGACAUGGUGCCUGGCUUCAGGAGGCUGGGGAUGGAGUGUUUCCUGGCCCAGAUGCGAGUGCAGAAGGGAGAAAUCCUGGAGAGACUCUCCAGUGCCAGGAAUUUCUCUAACAUGGAUGAUGAGGAGAAUUUCCAGGCAGCAAACAAAGCCAUAAGGCAGGUGUUGCAUCAGCUGAAGAGACUGGGCAAGGUGUGGCAGGAUGUCCUUCCAGUGAACGUGUACUGCAAGGCCAUGGGGACCUUACUGAACACAGCCCUGACAGAGAUUGUCACCAGGAUUGCUGCCCUGGAGGACAUCUCUGCAGAAGAUGCAGACAGGCUGUACUCACUCUGCAGGAUCAUGGUGGAGGAAGGACCCCAAGUCUUCACUCCCCUCCUUGAAGAAGACCAAAAUAAGAAAUACCAAGAGGAGGUUCCAAUCUAUGUGCAGAAGUGGAUGAUGUUCAAGGAGCUGAUGAUCAUCUUGCAAGCAAACCUGCAAGAAAUAGUAGAUCAGUGGGCAGAUGGGAAGGGGCCCCUGGCAGCUGAGUUCUCAGCAGCUGAAGUGAGGAGCCUGAUCCGAGCCCUGUUCCAGAACACAGAGAGGAGAGCAGCAGCACUGGCCAAGAUCAAAUAA
Acanthisitta chloris (rifleman) is the source of this 2232-nucleotide messenger RNA. RefSeq names its product zw10 kinetochore protein (gene ZW10). The record is from RefSeq and is a predicted model, not a curated record. Gene Ontology annotation, cellular component: RZZ complex; chromosome, centromeric region; nucleus. The transcript has 15 exons. Lineage: Eukaryota; Metazoa; Chordata; Aves; Passeriformes; Acanthisittidae. The annotation marks the transcript as partial. Gene Ontology annotation, biological process: mitotic spindle assembly checkpoint signaling; mitotic cell cycle; endoplasmic reticulum to Golgi vesicle-mediated transport.